AUGGAUCAGUGGUGGGGUGGCAAAGGCGGCCAGGGCCAGGGCUGGGGCGCCGGCAGCUGGAAGGGAGCUGCGUGGAAGGGUGCGCAGCCAAAGCACCAGGGCAGAUCGACAACAUCGACCCUCAGAGGCGGCAUCAUUCAAAGGUUGGACCAGGACUUGCUGCACACCAGGGGCGACAUUCAGCAGCUGCGUACAGACAAGGAGCAGCUCACGGCGGAGAAGAACAGCCUCGUGAUAGAGAAGAACCAGCUUCAAGCCGAGAAGGACGCAGCUCUUAGCAGGGCGACAGUGGCCGAGAAAAUGCUUGAGACGAUCCAGAACGAGAAACAGGAAAUGGUGGACAAGCAUUCGGCCGAGACAGCGAAGGCCUCGACCAUGCUGACGGAGGUCAAUGCUGCCUGGCAAAGGGACACCAAGCAGUGGGAGGAACGGCUCAAGACGACAAAGCGCAUGCUGGAGGAGUCCGAAAAGUCCAACAAGAAGCUGAAGGCAAACCAGGACUCGGAAUACAGUUUGCGGGAGAAGCUGCGAGGCGAGCGAGACUCCUACAAGGACAAGAGCGAUCGGCUGGAAAAAGCUCUGGAGACAGAGCAGCGUGAUCGCAAGAUUGCCAGCUCCAAGUUGCAGGAUGUGGAGAAGGAGAACGGCAAGCUGAAGAAGCGCUUGAGUAGGCUAGAGUCGCAGCUAGAGAAGAAAGCCUGA
Molecule: messenger RNA, 702 nt
Organism: Symbiodinium necroappetens
Lineage: Eukaryota; Dinophyceae; Suessiales; Symbiodiniaceae
Source: the annotation of a GenBank genome assembly